This is a messenger RNA of Folsomia candida, 3681 nucleotides long. RefSeq names its product tyrosine-protein kinase Shark. NCBI's taxonomy places the organism in Eukaryota, Metazoa, Arthropoda, Collembola, Entomobryomorpha, Isotomidae. The record is from RefSeq and is a predicted model, not a curated record. Gene Ontology annotation, biological process: cell surface receptor protein tyrosine kinase signaling pathway; protein phosphorylation; cell differentiation. The coding region runs from base 334 to 2793 and encodes 819 amino acids. Gene Ontology annotation, cellular component: extrinsic component of cytoplasmic side of plasma membrane. The transcript is spliced from 16 exons. Gene Ontology annotation, molecular function: non-membrane spanning protein tyrosine kinase activity; signaling receptor binding; ATP binding.
CACGUCCACCUUUUUAACUAUUGUUAUUUUAAUUACGUUUUAUUUAAAUAUUGACACAAUUAAAUAUUUUUUUUACUGAUAAGACUAGUCUUAUCAAGAAUGUGGACUUUUAUAGCUGUGCUUUUGAAUUGUUUUUUGACCCAAUGAUUAUCUAAACUCGUGAAACUUAUAUUUGAAUUUUACUAAUUUUGCAAAUUCGACUUUUUAACGUAACGUUUUUUACAAAAAUAUUUAUUUUGAAGCGAUAAUCACUUUUAGAUAAGUAUAAUAGUAAUUAUUAGUAUUAAGAAGAAUGCUAUGAUAAGCUCUGGCUGGAUAAGGUGAGGAAAAAAUAUGGCACAUUCUCCGGGCUCCCUGCUUGACACGGAUUCUUGGUUUCACUCUGGAAUUUCGAGAGAUGAAGCGGAACAAGUGCUUAUCAGCGAUGGAGAAGAGGGUUCAUUUCUCGUGAGAGAGAGCAGCUCGUCCGUCGGCGACUAUGCCGUCUCCGUCUUAUCGGCCGGGGUGGUUCAUCACGUCCAGAUUCAGAGGCAUGAAGGGGACGCGUUCUUCUCGAUUGCUGGAGGACCAAUUAUUCACGGGUUGGAUGAGCUUAUCAAAUAUUACCAGUCCCCCUCGUCUCUCGGAGAUGAUGAUAUCCUCCUGCAAAAAGCAAUCAUCAAGUCGCCACCCCCACCGGAUGGGAGGCGUCACGGCAGAACGAAUUUGCUGCAUCGGGCCACCAAAGAAGGAUCGGGUGAAAUUGUGUCCGGCAUGGUGCGAACGGGUCACCGAUGUAUCGAUGCUAAAAAUGAGGACGGUCAAACUGCCGCCCACAUCGCCGCGAUGCUCGGACUAAAUCCAAUUUUGACCAUUUUAAUAAAUGCUGGAAUAAAUGUGAACGCCAAAGAUUCCGCGAGCUGCACCCCACUCCAUUACGCUUGCAUCAACAAUUUACCAGACACUGUCCGAAUCUUGUUGCAAGAUGGGAACGCCAAUCCGCAAAUUCGAAGAAAUGACAAUGGUUGGGUGCCCAUGCACGAAGCCGCUUUUCGUGGUCACCUCAUGUGCGUCGCAAUCUUGCGGGAAUACUAUGCUCCUCUCAGACCUCGCACGCUGGAUCAUAAGCUUCCCAUCCAUCUCGCAAUUGAGGAGAAUAAAGUGGAAACCAUUCAAUUUUUCGACACUGUGAAAUCGAGGAAGGCUAUCAGCAACCGGGACGAUUGGUACCACGGUCGACUGGGGAGGCAGGAAGCGCUCAAAAGUUUACAGCUUUGUCAACACGCCUCACCCGAGCAUGACCCUUCCACGUCGUACUUUCUGAUUCGGAGGCACUCGCUUAAAAAUGAUGUCUACGUGUUGACCCUACUUUUUCAAGGGCACACUUACAAUUUCGAGAUUGGUCGUGAGGCUAAUUUCUUCUUUAUUGACGACGGGCCAUAUCUGGAUUCUUUAGAGCACGUCGUGGAUCAUUACACUCGUUGGCAGGAUGGGCUCCCCAGCUCCCUGCAUAAUCCGGUCGGACCUACGCAAACAUUUUCACAACCUCCGGCACCAUCGAGAAGCAAUUCGACCACGGAUGUGCUCCAACUUCCUCCCCCUCUGCCACGAAGGACAGCAAUGUCCUGCUCGCCAAACACGCUCCAUAGACUCUGCCAUGAUUUAGAGAACAAUAAUUUGGAGAGAGAACGAGAACAACAGCAACGGAGUUUGCCACCGUUUAGUCGGGAACGUAUCCCACACGAACUCGUCGAACUGGGCGAGUCUCUCGGAGGUGGCGAGUAUGGUGAAGUUUUUGAGGGAAAGUUGACCAUGGGAAAUAGCGGAACUGUAAUCGACGUGGCUGUAAAAACUUUAAAGAAUGACGAAGGACAAAUGAACGAGUGGACGAUGAAAGAGUUCCUUCGCGAGGCUAAAGUCAUGAUGGAGCUGGAACAUGAGCAUAUCGUGAAAAUUAUUGGAAUUACAUGCGAACCAAAAAUAUUCAUGGUGCAAGAGCUUCUCGCACUCGGAUCACUGCAAGCAUUUCUACUCGAUCAUCCCGACCAAGUCAUGCCAGACAGAGACCUUCGCAAGUGGGCUCAUGAAAUUGCGAAAGGAAUGGUUUAUCUGCAACGGAAAAGAUUCGUGCAUCGUGACUUGGCCGCAAGAAAUAUUCUCUUGUCGAAGGACCGAGUCGCAAAAAUUAGUGAUUUCGGUCUCUCGAGAGCUUUAGGAGGAAACAGUGACUACUACACGGCCACGCAUGGGGGCAGGUGGCCGAUAAAAUGGUAUGCCCCGGAAUCCUGCAGUCAUGGAACCUUCUCCCACGCGAGUGACGUCUGGUCUUUCGCCGUCACACUUUGGGAAUUAUACAGCUUUGGUGAAACUCCUUUUGGGCAGGAAACCACGGGAAGAGAGGUUAUCGAAAUGGUCGAGCGUGGAGAACGCCUCGACAAGCCGAAACACUGUCCCGACAAGAUUUACUCCGUUAUGAAAAAAUGCUGGAACAUGGAUCCCGAUCUGCGACCAACGUUCACCUUUUUGGAAAACUUUUUCGCCAACCCGAUCCUCGCUGCGAUGGUGCCCUCCUCCACAGAGAGUUCUACUACACCGGAACAGCCUUCCUCGUCACAACAACACGUCCACGAUGACAACUUGAUGAUUGAUCUGAACGAUAAUAAUGAUGGUGGCGGAGUCACUUAUACGAAUACGAUUGAGCGCCCCAGACCUCGUCCCAGUGUUCCAGGAGGGACAGCGUCAACUACGCCACUAAAUGAUUUGAAUAGAUUGUCCAAUUCUGUCGAAAGUGUUCAACUCAUCAAAUGGGAUUGAUUAAGAAUGGAAGUUUCGCAGCUUAAUCCCUUCUUCAAUUAAUUAAUUAAGUCACAAAACAGAAGCAUGCCAGGAUUUGUAAAGUUUUGUGUGAGAUUCAGUCAUAUUUUACAAUUGUGACAAUAAUUAAUACUACAAAAUCGGCCAUAAAAGAUUCUAUCUGAAAUCUACAAAUUUAUAGAGAGCUAUUUACUAAAUGUUCUUUGAUAAGUAUGUAAUCCACAAAUUAUAGAGAGCUGUUUACUAAAUGUACGAAAUGUUCCUCGAUAAGUAUACAAUAGGCAGUUAUCAAACCUGCAUUUCUCAAAUUUCCGUAAAUUGUCAUGUCUCUUGAAAUAAGUACAAAUUUCUGGAAACUAAUCUUGAAACCAUUCUUCACCGUCGUCUCAAUGUUUUUCAUAUUUUUUCCGGAAAUUUUGACUUAACUAAAGAGACAUGAUAAUUUAGGGAAAUUUUAAAAACGUAGAUUUGCUAAUUGCCCAAUAUUGCUGCGAUAUUUUACAAUAAUUGCCAUUCCACAGAUUCUGGUGUACAUAUUUAUUUACAUUUUAAGAACAAAUCCCAAAAAAUGAACAAGUGCUAUAUUAUAUUACCUAUACAAUAUUUUGAACAAAGAAAGAAACCAAUUUUCAUAUUUUGAAAAGUGCUAGAGAAAAGUGCUAGUUUUACUUACACGACGACAGAGAUCAAAGUUUUAACAAAUUUUACAACAAAUAUAUUAUGCCAAACGUAAACUAAAGAUGUAGAUUUUAGCUCGUAUUAUAUUUACCUGCAUGGAAAAUAGAAGGUCAAAAAAAUUGCAAUCUUUACUUUAAUACCGUCCCAAUAAAUCAUGAAAUGCUGUCCAUUUUAGCUUACAUUUUCAUACGAAUAAAAAUAUAAAAUGUG